AUGCAAGCAUCACCAUCGAAAGCUCGUGCCCAAGCGCUAGAAACACACGCAUGGUCUCUCGUCACAUCAUGGCUAUCCAAGCUCUACCACCCAGCGCCGAUCCCAACAUUUGAACGCAAUGCUGCUACGCUCCGGGGCCUACAGAGCCUCAUGGCUGAGAACACCGCGGCUGACAAGUUACGAGAGCUUGUUUACGAAGCUCAGUGUGAAGAGCUGCAGGAGGCAAGAGCGCACGCAACCGCUGCCGCUGACCAGCCUGGGGCAGGACUCGGCGCCGAGGAGUUGCUGCAGCUUCUCGAAUCGUCGCUUUCGGAAGCAGCGGCGUCGGCAUUGGAUUCACUUGCGCGCUCGGCUGUCCUGUUGGGGUGCGAGACGACAUCGCCGACAGCUGGAACUAUAGAUCAAGCGCUACGGUCAAGGAUCCUGGGCGUGUCUCAAGAGAUCUUCGCGUUGGAGGCUCAGAUCCGGUCUCUGAACGAGCAUAUAUCGCGUCUGGAAGCGCCACAACAGGCCCAGUCGCAGGACCGGCACCAUCAGCAACAAAUCCCGCUCGACCACGAUGACCCCGAAACAGGCACAACGACUCUCCCGUCAACAACCGACAUAUCAACCAUCCACGCACAAACACUCCAACACCAGCGGGAAACGAAACAACUCUCGCUCAAAGCACAGGAAUACCGCAGCCGACUCGCCCAGCUGACCCGCCAGCUCUCACAGCUCUCUCAGUCACAGACAUCCAGGCCGACGAUGUCCACGGUCGCUGCGAAGAUUUCGCAUCUGGAGCGGCGGCAGCAGGACCUUCAGAGCCUAGAGAACACGAUCCGCGCGUUCCACGGCUUGCCGCCGGACGUGCAGGCGUCGCGUGAGGAGGUGCGACGCGCGACGGCCGAGCUGGGGCGGUUGAGGAGUCGGAGGGAUGAGUUGUUUGAGAGGUUGGGGAGUGGGAGUGGGAGUGGGAGUGUAGUGUCGGGGGCGGUUUAG
Molecule: messenger RNA, 981 nt
Organism: Exophiala aquamarina CBS 119918
Lineage: Eukaryota; Fungi; Ascomycota; Eurotiomycetes; Chaetothyriales; Herpotrichiellaceae
Exons: 1
Coding region: 1-981 (326 amino acids)
Biological process (GO): spindle assembly
Cellular component (GO): HAUS complex; cytosol
Source: RefSeq, a predicted model, not a curated record